Pseudophryne corroboree (corroboree frog) is the source of this 720-nucleotide messenger RNA. RefSeq names its product sarcolipin-like. The transcript has 2 exons. NCBI's taxonomy places the organism in Eukaryota, Metazoa, Chordata, Amphibia, Anura, Myobatrachidae. Gene Ontology annotation, cellular component: membrane. Gene Ontology annotation, molecular function: enzyme regulator activity. Bases 206 to 301 code for a protein of 31 amino acids. The record is from RefSeq and is a predicted model, not a curated record.
GUUUCAACACCGACGGUUGGGAAUCACUCUGCUCUGGGAGGUGUAAAGAGCCGGGAAGGGAUUGGUAGCAUACAUUACCCUAGGUUGCAGCAUUCUGUGCCAUUAGUCCAGGGUACUGAACUGUGGUGAAGACCUUGUGUGGCUUUCCUCUGUGACCUCUGGCUUCCUCUUGGUCUGCUCCUCAGCCCUCUGACCGUACUUGAAGAUGGAACGAUCUACACAAGAGCUCUUCCUCAACUUCAUGAUCGUGUUGAUCACUGUGCUGUUGAUGUGGCUUCUUGUCAAGUCCUACGUGGAAUAAAAAGACUGGACGAUGUUUCUUGGAUGCACCUCUGAUGAAUGUUUUAAGCCCCUUCAGUGCUAAAGGGAGGUCGGCUAGAGCCUUUCUCAGCACUGAAGGGGCCGAGCAAUCAAGCCAAUGGCACUUGUACAGUUCCUAUAACAUCCAUGCUCCCAUACAUUGCUUAACCGCUGCCUAAUUAUUUGUAACUGAAGUUUACGUCUUAAUUCAGCAAAUUUUUGUCUCUUCAAAACACAAUAUGAUAUCCAUACCUCUGUUAACGACUGACAGCGGUAAUUGUGUAAUACCUGUGAAGUUCUUUAUGUACAGUGCUUUCUCCACUUGAAUCUACAACACAAAGCUAGUCUUAACUACCAGGCUACCAGCUCAGUCUGGGAUGCAAUAAGUUUUCCGCAAAAAUAAAAGAGAAUUUUAAACAA